This is a messenger RNA of Triticum urartu, 1304 nucleotides long. Its product is annotated as CEN-like protein 2. Lineage: Eukaryota; Viridiplantae; Streptophyta; Magnoliopsida; Poales; Poaceae. The record is from RefSeq and is a predicted model, not a curated record.
UACUCAAUCAUCACUAAGACAAUUUUGAAAAAGGCCUUUAAGCAAUUGUCAAUGCGCUCAAACAGUGUGGCUUCUAAUAAUGUCCUCCGGAAGGAUCGAUGAACUGUUUCAGGAACUUGUACUAUGGUACAAUUGAUCUACCUCAGCUUGGGACUUUGUAGGCGCAUACAUGGCAAUCGGGCUUUCUUCUUUUACCAAAUGUGUGGAUUCUGUGCAUUAUGAACAAACUUUUUCCAAAACCCACCUGUCACGAAUAUACAGACUUAUGCUAGUUUUCAGGUUUGAAACCUUUUUAAGAUGUAUGCUCCAGUUUUAUAGUGCGCAAGGACGGAAUAAUCAAACAUCACCUAGUGAUAAUCUAGCUUUAAAACUUCACCCUCCUCGCACACAGCUCACUCACCCCGCGGCUCUCCACAGCUAUAAAUAGAGCCUCUACGCCACCCAACCUCAACACCAACCAUCAGGUUAUACUACCUCAUUCCUCUCGUGCUUCUACUAGCUACCUGCAAGCUGUAGAUAUCUGUCAUCUAUCAUCACCAACUUUUCAGUUCAAGCUAGGUAGCUAGCCAUGGCUAGGGUGCUGGAGCCUCUCGUCGUUGGAAAGGUCAUCGGGGAGGUCAUCGACAACUUCAACCCCACAGUGAAGAUGACGGUGACCUACAGCUCCAACAAGCAGGUGUUCAACGGCCACGAGUUCUUCCCGUCGGCAGUCGUGUCCAAGCCACGCAUUGAGGUCCAGGGCGGCGACAUGAGAUCCUUCUUCACUCUGGUCAUGACGGACCCAGAUGUGCCAGGGCCUAGUGAUCCAUACCUUAGGGAGCAUCUCCACUGGAUCGUCAGUGAUAUUCCUGGCACCACAGAUGCUUCUUUUGGAAGGGAGGUGGUGAGCUACGAGAGCCCCAAGCCCAACAUUGGCAUUCACAGGUUCACCUUCGUGCUGUUCCAACAGAAGAAGCGGCAGGCCAUGAACCCUCCCUCCACCAGGGACUACUUCAACACGCGCCGCUUCGCCAACGAGAACGACCUUGGCCUCCCGGUGGCUGCCGUCUACUUCAACGCGCAGCGGGAGACAGCGGCACGCCGCCGCUGACGGAAACAAUCAGCCCAACCCUUCUUCUCUUGCAUGCAUGGCGCAUGCAACAAGCCUAUGGAUCAACCUAUAGCUACUAUUAGCUACCAUCUACAUAUAUCUCCACUCAAAUAAGAGUUUGCUUGUGAGCGUCUUGUGUGUGCUGUUUCCAGUAGUCUUUCUACUGUUCAGUUUUUUCUUCGGUCAAUUUAGUUACUAGUUGAUCUGUGAACCA